Molecule: messenger RNA, 657 nt
Organism: Fulmarus glacialis (Northern fulmar)
Lineage: Eukaryota; Metazoa; Chordata; Aves; Procellariiformes; Procellariidae
Gene: CENPK
Product: centromere protein K
Exons: 7
Biological process (GO): kinetochore assembly; mitotic sister chromatid segregation
Cellular component (GO): nucleus
Source: RefSeq, a predicted model, not a curated record
AUUUCCUUGUUAAUGAUGCGAGUAAAAGCUUUAACAGCAGAAUAUAAUCAAUGGCAAAAAAGAAGUCCUGAAAUAAUUUCUACCAAUCCAGAGGUACUGUUAGCAUUAGGAAAAGAAGAGUUGCAGAAAGUAAAGAAUGAUCUUGAAGUCAUGCUGUCAAUGGUUCAGUCAAAGAAUAAACAACUGGAAGAAGAUCUGAAAAGAGAACAGCAGUGGCUUGAGGAACAGGAGCAGAUACUAGAUGCUCUUAAUGGAAUUGAAGAAGAGACAAAAAUCCAAGUUGAACAACUUUCCAAACAAAGUCCGAAUGCUAGAGCAUUUUAUGAACUGCAAAAUAAAAUGUUGAAACUAAAGAUAUAUAAGGAAGAAAUCUUGAAUGCUCUGGGUGAAUUCCUAGAAGAACAUUUUCCCCUUCCAGAGAAAGGUGGAAGUGCUAAAAAGAAGAAUUCUUCUGAAGAGCCAGCUGUAGAACUGAUAACACUGCAUGAAAUUUUAGAGAUUCUUAUAAACAAAUUAAUGAGCACACCACAUGAACCCUAUGUAACAAUCACUGACUCAUUUUGGCCACCUUAUAUUGAGCUGCUGCUGCGAUAUGGAAUUGCCCUGAGACAUCCAGAAGAUCCAAACAGAAUACGCCUAGAAGCUUUUCACAUGUAG